AUGUAUCUACAUAUGUUACCAGAUCAUCCCCCGACAAAUGUGACUGCGUUCAACACCAGUUCCACAAGUAUCAACGUCACCUGGCAGCCCAUCCCGCCAGAUCAUAUGAAUGGGAUAAUCCUAUCGUAUCACGUUAAAUAUAGGAGACGUGAUAAACCAGACGAUAGCGCUUCCAUAGUAAUAGUUAUCAGUACAGAGGUCCAGGUGGAACUGAACGGAUUAGGGAAGUACAAAGAAUAUUCUAUACAAGUCGCUGGAUCGACAGUGGUUGGCUUGGGCAAUUACUCCGAGCCUGACUUUGUCCGAACUAACCAAGACGUCCCGGAUGAGCCGCCCGCUGACAUCACAGCCAAAGGAACCGAGCCAACAGUGUUAAGAGUACAUUGGUCCCCAGUCCCUGAGGAGGAUAUCAACGGUAUCAUAAUUGGUUACGAGCUCGCUUUAUUUAAUACCAGUGGGGAAAAUAUGAGGAAUUAUACCUUAAAUGCGUCUUUACUGUCGCUGGAAAUCACCGGGUUGGAAAUAUGGACGAAUUACAGUAUCAGGAUGGUGGCUUUCACUGUCGUUGGGGAGGGUCCCUGGAGUAACUUCAUUAGAGGAACUACGGACGAGGAAGCUCCGUUCAAAUCUCCAGCAAAUUUGACAGGACAAGCCAAAAGCUCCACUUCAAUUUUUGUUCAGUGGAGUUCUCUUGUUCUACCAAAUCUUCGGGGAAUUCUCCGAGGUUACACGGUUUAUUACGAAGAAGCGCCAAGUUCCGUUCAUCCAAGCGUGUUGAAAAACGUCUCAGUUGACAUCUCUGUUACUGACGUUGAGCUUACCGACUUAUACAAGUUUACUGAGUAUCAUAUUUGGGUAACAUCGUUCACAACCAGGGAGGGGUUGCCGAGUAACUCCAUACUUCUAACAUCACAAGAGGAUAGUCCGGAUCGGCCUCCUUUAUACAUCACAUACUCAGCUCCAAGCUCCACCAGUCUGUUUGUUGAAUGGGGCUCAAUUCCUCCGCGGUUUGAAAAUGGCAUCAUAAGGGGGUUCAAGAUUCAUCUCCAUGAAAUUCCGUUUAAUGGCACAGUGGAGGAGAUGGAGGUAGAACCUCUUCUCCACUGGAUUAUUCUUGAUAAUUUGAAGAAAUUCACCGCCUACUCCAUUCAAGUUCGUGCCUUCACUACUGAAGGAUAUGGACCCGGAAAUAAUCUCACUGCUCGCACCAGUCAGGAUGUACCUACCAGACCUCCGGCGAGUGUCACCACAGCAAGUCACGUCUCUUUGACAACCAUUCCAGUUGCCUGGCAACCGAUCGAUCCCGAGUAUAUCAAUGGAAUUUUAAUCGGGUACAAGAUAAGGUACCAGGCCGUUGCAGUUGGUGAGGAGACAGUUGAAAAUGAGCCAAUCAGAGAGCAGAUAGUCCCGAAGUCUACUCUGUCUCUGGUACUAAAUAAUCUUGAAGUAUUUACUUUGUAUCGUAUCGAUGUGUUGGGAUUUACAAACAUAGGAGAUGGUCCAUCGGCAACUGAUUAUGCAGAGACUUGCCGUUGUCAUAAACGCCUCACAACGAGUUGGUACGAAUUUCGUCCAUAUGUUCGGGCGUCUAAGGAAAAUCUCCUGAGUGGGCUUAUUCCACCAAUCCUUGACAAGCUAACAGUCACGUGCUGUGAAACCUGUCAAUCACACGGCAAAUCGUACGUAGACAUGAAUUCAAAUGGGUUCAAUGAAUCCGCCGAGCUUCCGAGUCUACGUGCACUAAGGAGCAACAUCGGAAAUCCAACAGACUUUUUCUUUCCGAUGUAUGGAUUCAAAGACCAGACGCAUUUUGCCGAACAGUUUGGUUAUCAAGGGAUAGUUGAAUCACCUGGAAUGGCGUACAUAGUGAAUACAAACUCCCAGGAUGACAUGCCCAAAACUAUCUUGGUGAACAUUGCUUCUUGCUGGCCAGUAGUCAUGCUGGCUAUGGCUUUUACGUAUUUAGCAGGCAUAUUAGUUUGGACAGUGGAGUCGCGUUGUAACCCAGACUUUCCUCCAUCGUUCGUCAAAGGAUUACCUGAGGGCUUUUAUUGGUCAUUCGUUUCCAUGACAACAGUUGGAUACGGUGAUCGUUCACCGAUGUCAGUUGUAGGGAGAUUUUUUGCUAUUAUCGUUAUCCUCUCCGGGCUGAUAAUCUUUGGUCUUGUGACAAGUGUCAUGACAACGGCUAUUACGACAGCUACUAUGGAAACGAAGUCCAGUCUCUACGGAGCUAAGGUAGCAGCGAUCAAAGGAUCUCCGGAAUACAGAAUGGCAGUGAGGAAGAAUGCACGAUUGGACGAAGAUCACGAAUACCACACGUUUGACGAUAUUUACAUAGCUCUAAAUGAACGGCAAGUUAUUGGAGCUUUGAUAGAUACAUAUAGUGCUGGAAGUAGCAAGGACUUGUUUGAGCAAGAAAAUCUACGAGUGAAUAAGAUCCUGGAUUACUCAGCUACAUACGGAGUUGUGAUGGGCAAUGAAGCCAAAAAACUCCGGCGCUGUUUCAAGCAUUACACUGAGAAGGUCUUGGCUAGUGAGAUUGCACACCAUAUACAGAACAAUACUGAACAGUUGCAGGAGCCUGCUGAGUCACUCGCGGUGGAAAGAUCCACAGGACUGUUCGACAGUCGCACUGCGUUAUUCAAGAAAUCAUUGCUGGUCAGUGGUUCCUUGUUAACAUUGUUUUUGCUUUCUGGCAUUACCUGGGAAAUAAUUCGAUUCAUCAGGGCAAGAUCGAAAAUUCAUCCAUCAGCUAUAAGACAGAAGUUGGAAAUGAUGGGCGAGAUGAAAGCGAUGGUGGAAACUCUUAACAAGAACAUUCGCGUAAUUCAUGUGAACUUGGCAAGAAGACAUUACAGAGAAAGACAACAGUUAUUAAACAGCCAUAUACAGGAGCCGAAGAUAGAAUUCCAAUCAAUAGCUGAAAUAAGUUCUCAGGAACUCGCAAACACCUUUGAUUCAAAUUCACGUUUUCAAGAGGAAAGAGAACACGAGGCAGACUGUUGACGAUGAUGAUAACGAUAAUGAUAAUAACGAUAAUGAUGAUGAUGAUAACGAUAAUGAUGAUGAUAGUGAUAAUGGUAAUGAUAACGAUAAUGAUGAUGAUAACGAUGACGAUGAAGAUGACUGCGGUGUAUGAACGAGUUGAUAAUCUAACGCAGUUUGAUUGAGAGUCGCAUGAUGAAAACAAUAAUUACAAUGGGUGUCAAGAAUUUUCGUUAGGAUAAGUCUCUCAUAUAAGUAAAUGAUAGAUAGAUAGAAAGAUAGAAAAUGUAUUAGAUAAAUAAAUGGAUAAAUAGAUAAAUGUAUUUAAGGUGAAAUAAUUCUUACGUCAGCGGAGAGAUUGUUCCUGAAUAUGGAGAGGGAUUGUUUUAAAAAGGUCAAAUAUUUAAAAGAAGAAAGUCAGGCCCUUUUAAUCCUUUGACUCUCAUGAGUGACCGAGACAGAAUUUCUCCUUACAAUAUCAAUACAAUAUCAAGCAGCUAAGUGAUGAGAAUGAAGAAAAACAUCAAUUAAUUAUGAGAUUACUGGUUGAUUUAAACCAAACGUCGGGUGAAAUGGCAACCAGGGGAACAUAUCAAGAUCAAGAUAGAGAAGCUUGAAUCACCUCGUUCAGCGGCAGCAUCAUAGACAAUAUGACGUCAAACCACUGUUUAGAACACAGUAUUUAAUGAUCACAUGGCGGACAUUCGGUUUUUUCAAUAGAACAAGACACAGUAUUUUUUUAAGAUCGCCUAGAAAAGUGUAAUAUUAAUGCGUGUGAUUUCGACUGUCAUAAAAUACCGUUAUUUCCUGAACGAUAGUUGUGUCCGUGUGUUUGACAAUCAGGAGCUUUUUUAAAUCGGAGAUAAUUUCCUUUAUUUUCAUGACCUUUACCUUUGAUUCAAGGGUGAUACUGAAAGGAGAAAUAAGAAGCCAGUUAAUCUUAGGGGUUUAAGGGAAAACGUCGGAUUGCGGAUUGUAAUCUCUGCGGCAAGAUACUUCUCAUGGCGCUGAUUGA
Pocillopora verrucosa is the source of this 4003-nucleotide messenger RNA. RefSeq lists its product as uncharacterized. The record is from RefSeq and is a predicted model, not a curated record. Lineage: Eukaryota; Metazoa; Cnidaria; Anthozoa; Scleractinia; Pocilloporidae. Gene Ontology annotation, cellular component: voltage-gated potassium channel complex; membrane. Gene Ontology annotation, molecular function: delayed rectifier potassium channel activity. Gene Ontology annotation, biological process: potassium ion transmembrane transport.